CUUAGAGCUAGGUACUAGGUCCCGAAUAGGAUGCGGAGUUCUUCUAAUCAGGGGUUCAACAGGGGGUUACUAUGCAGCGAACUAGAGCGGUCUCGAUGCAUACUAAAAGCAAGUAAUCUUAAGGAGCUAGGGCAUUUCAGCCGGAGUCUUUGCUCCAAUAGUUAUGCGGAGAUCGGCUCUUUUGUUCGUUAUCUCCCCUAAAUUCUAUAGGGGUAGGCUGCUGUUAUCUACCCUUCUACAGUACCUAGGUAUGUUAUACCUCCCACUGGCAUGACGCGGGUUAUAUUAUAGGUAUGUCAGUAAAAACAAGGUCAGUGAUGAUUGCUAUCAUCUUCAAAAUUCUUCCUUCUUACCCCUUCGUAUUUAUUUCUUAAUUGUUACAACUUCGAAGAACUUGUACCCACGCUACCCACGAUGAAAAUGUGACAAUAGCGAUGACAACAAACAGCUACAUAUGUAGUCCCAAAUCCCAAAUUCUAAGUCCAGGCAGUCGAAACAGUAACUGCAGCCAGGUACUAUUAAUCUACAAUCUACAUAUAUACCUAGGGUAUAUAUGUACUUGCGUCUCUGCGAUAACGAAGUUUGCGGGCGGUCAUUGGCAUGAAUCCCUUACAAGGAAAUACCCCUCCAAUCCAAGUCAUUCGUUGCCUCUAAACAUUUCAUCAUAAAUGAGUUUCGUGUUGGAUUCUUACACUCGUUCAUAAUAUUUAUUUUCGAAACGCCUGUAAUCAUUUCUAAAGUCAUGUUCCGGUCGUUCGCCCCUUACGGGCGUGUCCGGACAUUCCAAAUCCUCGCCUCAUUUCUUGUCUUUUGUAUCUUAUUAUCGACGCUCAGGUUGUACAAGCGGCAACCCCCGCCUCCGAGCAUUUAUGAAUACACUGAUGGGAAAACGAGGGGUGGCCGGCAGAAUGAAACUGGAAUCACUCGGCCAUUAUCUGAAGAAAGCAUCUAUCUAAGACAGCUGGUACAGCAAUAUGGACUCACCAACGAUGUCCCAUGGUUCGCGAGGCGGAUACGACCGGAUUUUGAUUCCAAAGCUAGAAAAAGCAGCAUGACGGAAAUCCCGACUGUUAAAUUUAUGCCCCGAGAUUUCCAAAGAGUCCGCUCCGACGAUGAACAUCUCGAUUUACACGCAGAAGGGCCUGUAACCACCCCAGUGACCAAAUCAGCUACGCCAGAUCAAUUAGACGCCUCGUCAUUACUAUUUGGCAUUUCAACCUCGUACGAUCGCUUACUCUACGGAAAUUCGUCUCUAAUCCACGACUGGGCACGGUGGCUCACCGAUGGAAAGGGGAACUCAAAUGGAGCCAGCCUAAUCCUUACGUUGCAUAGCGCCCUCAGCUCAGAGAUGAGCCAUAUCGAGACUAAAUUGCAUGACUUAGGCAUUAAGGUCGCGAUAUUUCCAGCGGAGGACAGCACGGCACGAUAUCUGGACCUAGUGCGCUUACUUGUGAACCGCAAAGACGAGUUACUAAAAGAAGGGGAAGAGAAGAAAUUCCUAGCUCUAGUGGAUGACGACGUAUUCUUUUCUUCUCUAGGGAAGCUAUUGACUCGUCUAGGAAAAUUCAAUACUAAAAAGAAAGCCUAUCUAGGUGUGCCUAGCGAGCGCUCAGAUUGGAUAAUUGGGAAUAAUGUUACACUGACCUACGGUGGUGGUGCCGUAUUCUUAACACCCCCAAUGGCGGACAGUGUUUCGCAAUUGCGGUGUCUAAACGCUACGGCGCGAGACACCAAGCACCAAGCAGAGAAAAUAGGCCAAUGGGAUGAAGCGCUAUAUACCUGCAUCACCGAGAAUACCUCUGAGAAACUUCACAUUCUUCCCAGCCUCUACGUUCCCGGAGACGACCUCUACGGUCUCCGCACGGGCUACGAAGGGGGCGUUCAACCCCUCUCCCUGCACCACUACAAGCACCGACACCGCUUCGAACCUAACAAAGCGCAUCUCAUAACCUCGCUCUGCGGCGAGGAUUGCUUUCUACAGCGCUUUUUCUUCCGGGAGGACGGAUGGAUCCUAGUAAACGGACACACAAUCUCGCAGUACCCAGACGGCGUAGACGUGUUGCCCGUGACUAAAAGCUCGCAGCAGCUGGAUAGUAGCGAUUCCAAAGACAAAAAAGUGAAGACGGGCGACCGUCUGGUUUUCGACCGAGAAGAUGACUCUGAAAAAUGGUUACGCGAUCGCAAAGUUGUCUCGUGGGCUGGAACGAAGCGUACAUGGCGAUUACUCGACGCACGCCUGGGAUCUGAUGGUAAUUCCGUCUGGCAAGCUUACGUCAAGCGAAAGGGAUCACCCGUCACGUACGGAGAUGAGGAUGAUCGAUUGCCUGAAGACGAUACGAUACAUACGCAAGAUGGGCCAUCGGAUGUAGACUCGGUUAUUGUAUUAGUCUGGCAAGCAUGAAAUCAUGUUGGAAGAAUAUAAGGUAUCAAUAAGUAAUGACUGGUGAGAUGUUGUAAAAAUAUUAAUGCAUAUAUUUAGUUUGAGCGUAGAUAAAAUCCGAGUACACAUAAGGAUAUAACCAAUACGCAUAACUCCUAAGCUUUUUCUUUAGGUAUAUAAGAGACUGUCAUGUAUUGUUCAAGUGUUAUUUAUGCUCUAAAAUUGCUAUUGUAGAAUCUAUCGAUAUGUGUAACCAAAUCCAGAUUCUAGUUCGUAUUUAGACGCUGAUUUACGUCUCGCUAAUUCCCCAUCAUCUCUGCGAAGUCACAUAUAUCCCAUGACCAAAAUCUAAGAUAUGCCAUAAUCUACCAUU
Molecule: messenger RNA, 2753 nt
Organism: Hypoxylon trugodes
Lineage: Eukaryota; Fungi; Ascomycota; Sordariomycetes; Xylariales; Hypoxylaceae
Product: glycosyltransferase family 31 protein
Exons: 1
Coding region: 743-2401 (552 amino acids)
Source: RefSeq, a predicted model, not a curated record